Messenger RNA from Desarmillaria tabescens, 2205 nucleotides. RefSeq lists its product as uncharacterized. The coding region runs from base 1 to 2205 and encodes 734 amino acids. The record is from RefSeq and is a predicted model, not a curated record. Lineage: Eukaryota; Fungi; Basidiomycota; Agaricomycetes; Agaricales; Physalacriaceae. The transcript has 5 exons.
AUGUCAUCCAGAGCCGCUUCGGGACGGAGGCGAAUACCGGCGAAAAAGACAUCUGCGCAGCAAAUUCUAAACAACCUGCGAAGACCACCGGUCGACCUAAGAGUCUCGCCUUUCUAUGUGUCCGAAGCAAGUAACCAGUCAGGACAUGAGUCUAGUACAGCUUGUCCCACUUUACCCCACAACGAAGAGAGGCCAAAUCCAUGCUCAAGAGCAGCGUCGCCCUUCCCAACCUACGUUUCACCGUUUCAAGUGGACUCGAUUGAUCUUACAUCGGCUGUUUCGCCUCCACUCCUCCAACGUCAGUCUAAACGCGAUACUUUCUAUGUCUUGUCCCCUCCGAACAGUACGGAGUCGAACCCAGUGUCGGCCCCUGCACUUGUUCCAUCCCUUGUGCGGACCCGCUCAAGUUCUACUUCAAGUGUUGAAUCCUUCUCUUCCUUGGACGUCAACGCGCCUGCCUCUUUGUUCACUCUUUCGUGCGAAUCACUCGCGCCAUCCCCAUCCGCAUUCGUAUUCCCCUCGUCCCGAUCUAGGGCGCAUCCAAAUGCUACUCCUGCUAUGGCAAAGGUCGUGAUGAAGUCGAAGGCAGAAAAGGUACUGAUGUCCGAAGCUGUUGCUGAACGGAUUAAAGCUCGGCUGGAACCUGUCCAUCAGGCUGGGGACUUUGUAUUCCCUUCUUCGAGGUCUCGAGCGCACCCCAGUGCAUCGCGUCCAAGGCUUACGAAGCAGCUGAAGAAGAAGUCAAAGACUCUGCAAGCAUCUGUGAAUGCGAAUGAUGCCACUCGAAACUUGCCAUCUUCUUCGCGCAUGGCAGACACGUACCCUUUGGAUCCUCAUGAUCCAAUACUUCUAGAGCAGGAUCGACUAACGACGGAUCUGUUGCAAGAAUUGAUUGGCAGUCCGUCGGUUCACAAGUAUGGCGAUAAUCCGCCGGCUACGGUUCUUGACUUGGGUUGUGGUCAAGGCUAUUGGAUGCUCCAUGCAGCAAUUGCUUGGAAGGGCUAUGGUACCAAGGUCACCGGGUUUGACAUGGUCGAUCUUACACAUCCAUUACAUGCUCUGGCGGUGCAGCACGAAAUCGUCGACAACACAACCUUCGUCGAGGGCAAUUUUAUAACAAGCAAACUACCGUUUCCCAACAACUCCUUCGAUCUCGUCCGGAUGGCAAAUUUAACGUAUGCGAUACCCUUUGAAAAAUGGGAUUUCGUCCUUAACGAAGUCUGCCGCGUACUGACUGUCGGAGGCCGACUGGAAAUCAUUGACGACCAUGUAUUCUUUCCAUAUGGUAAACUCCCAGCAAUACAGGGCUCCUCUCCCGACCCUAACAGUGAUUUGGAGGUGUCUCGAGGGCCUACCAUCACUACCGAUGAAGAGUCGUACAACACCGAGGCAGAUUCAACUAUAUCACCUAGCAAUUCCCAAACUUCAGUUACUUCCACCAGCUCUGAUCCCUGGAUAGAACAAACAACUGCCACCAAAGAGCUCGAGUCUGUAUUCGAGCAGCUGAACAACAGUCAAUUUGGGAUCCACCUCUCUCCAAGCCAGUUUGUCGUGGAGAUGGCACAAAAGAUAUUUGGGCAGGCGAGGGAACUUCGGACGAUACAUCUCUUGUUGGCCCCACCGCAGCUGGGUUUCACCGAUGAGAGCCACCAGCUGACGCAUUCACCUGGGCUUGUGCUCUGGCCAUCUACCUUCAUCCCACUCCCUCGGACGGAGAUCGAAGUCCAUGCGCUGAAGCACCCCAGAGUACUUCUAUCGCUCAAGUAUACGCUCAUGGAUUUCGCGGGAGAAGAGGUAGAAGAUGCGUUGUGGGAUUAUGAAGGGUUCUUACACGAACGCUUCAACCCGCGUGAAGCCUCUUCUUACGUACCCGAGAGUUCAGACACUGGAAGUACCCUCGAUUCAGUUUUCUCUGUUCCAUCCAUUUCUUCCGAAAGCUGGAGUGACAUCCCAGAUUAUCAAUGCGAGCGUCAGCACUACCAAUCGCUUUCGGUAGAUGAUACAUCAGAUUCGAUGUCGUUCAUACCGUCAGUAGUAGAAACGGGAGCUCCUAGUAUUGUGUCGCUGCCCAGUUUUACGACUCUUCCUCCAGCAGGUUCAGCAGUUCCACCGGAAUACUCAAGAUACGAGCCAGCUCAUGUCCGGACAUUUCACAUCUACGAGGCGAUAAAGAUGGGGGAGUCGAUGGCUGCCACUGCGAGAUGA